AUGGCAGCGUGCAUGCUCUUCACCUCCAUCACGACGUUGGUGUCGUGCGUGUUCUACAUCGUGGGCACCUACACAGCGAACCAGCACCACUCCAUCGUGAUCGCGGGUGAGGCUGUCUUCGCCCUCGUCUUUUUCAUGGACUACGUCCUGUCGGUCACCGCCGAAGCGGUGUGGUUAACAUACGUCCUGAGCUUCGAGGGCAUCGUGGACCUCUGCAGCAUCUUUCCUGUCUUCGGCGCCUUCUACAGGUGGCUCUACAGCCUUUCUUUUGUCAGAUACUUGCGACUUGGGAAGGUAACCCGCGUGAUUCGGAACCACCGGAUGCUCGAGAAGAUUGGUACUUUCACGGAUGUGACCGUGAACGCGUGCCUGCUGGGGCUCAAGAUCUUGGGCCUGAUCCUGAUGACGACGGCCAUCAUCUACGGGACGGAGCAAGCCUUCAAGGACGAGACGGACGGUAAAGCCUUCGACGACAGUGGCACCAUCGAAGAUAGCGGCACCAUGCAGUGGCACGACUGCUUGUACUUCACCAUCGUGACGCUGUCUACGGUGGGGUACGGGGACGUGUUACCCGUGACGGCCAUCAGCAGGAUGCUCAUGAUCGUGGUGAUUGUGGUCGCCCUGACGUACGUCCCGCUCGAGGUCGGGAACCUGAUCGACAUCAUCGGCAGCCGGCCCAAGAACAGGGUGGGAUACUCGAGGCACCUGGUCGGCAACAAGCUCCACGUGGUGCUCGCCAUGGUUCCCGGGAAGGACGACGGCGAGGGCGAGGCGGGUUUCAACGCGGCGUCUCUUCGGAGAAUCAUCGAAGAGCUCUUCCACGAGGAUCAUGGCGUGGACAAUGAGUCUCUCUGGGUCGUGAUCAUGAGCCCCUCCCCGCCCUCCCCCGAGGUCCUGAGCGUCAUACGGAGCCCCCUGUUCAUGUCGAGGGUCAUAUACUUCCGGGGGAGCGUCAUGGACCCUUUGGACAUGAACGCCGUGUGUGCGGAGUAA
Molecule: messenger RNA, 993 nt
Organism: Ectocarpus siliculosus
Lineage: Eukaryota; Phaeophyceae; Ectocarpales; Ectocarpaceae
Source: the annotation of a GenBank genome assembly